AUGGGUAGAAAGGUGACCAUUCAGGACGAUCCUGGUGCAGGAAAUGCGUUUACAGUGCUCGCAGGAGGAGAGCGGCUGGCUGACAUUUACGAUGUUUCUCAGAACUAUGUCGACGAGGCAGACACGAUCGUUGACACGGGAGGUUUCUUUACUUUCAACGAUCGUACCUAUCUCAUGGUUGGCACUCGUUUAUCCGCCUCCAUCGACAAGUUUGAUACUGUUCUUGAUGGUGCCGUGAGGAAUACGAUGAAUCCCAACAAGGAGAACAUAUGCUCUGAAUGUGAAUUGGCAGAGAGGUUGGAAUGGACUAGUGACUUAGAAGGGUGGUCCGAAAUUCUGCAGUGUUGCGUUUUCGACGUUUGCCUUUGGCUUUUAGAAGUGGGUAGGCUAGAUGAUUCAGCAGGGUAG
Dibothriocephalus latus is the source of this 408-nucleotide messenger RNA. Lineage: Eukaryota; Metazoa; Platyhelminthes; Cestoda; Diphyllobothriidea; Diphyllobothriidae. The record is from the annotation of a GenBank genome assembly.